AUGGGAAGCCUUCGACCCGUUGUUAUUCCUCUUGCUCGAAGAGCGAGUUUCCAAGUAGCUGCUGCUUGCUUCUCGUCUAUUUCCGUACACAGAACACAUGCACCGUUCGCGUAUUACGAUGGUUCCACAGCCUCUCAACUGACCUCCUUCGACGCCGCCCAUCUCCAUGGAGAGCUUAUGGGGCCUCUAUACAGGGCAGCCUCGAUCUUCGAGGCCCAUUGCAAGGAAUCGGUAUACCAUGGGACAGAGGAAGUAGAACAUGUUCACCACACCGAUGCUGGAGCAGGCUCUUCGGUACCGCCCAACCCAGCUUCCAGACAGAACCAUGAGGGCCAUUAG
Clonostachys byssicola is the source of this 339-nucleotide messenger RNA. The record is from the annotation of a GenBank genome assembly. Lineage: Eukaryota; Fungi; Ascomycota; Sordariomycetes; Hypocreales; Bionectriaceae.